AUGAGUUCACAGCUACUUCCCGUCGCAUCACUCUCUACGACAUCACGAUCUUCCUUAUCACCGUCAUCUUCUCGCAUCCAACACACACUCGCUCAAAGAACCCACAUUCCAGCUCAUGUUUACAAACAUCCAGCAGCAAUUCUCCUGGAACUCUGCACUUCCAUGGAAGAACUUCGCCAAAUCAUCCCUCUUAUUAUAAAAAAUGGUCUCUAUGAAGAACAUCUCUUUCAGACGAAACUGGUCAGCUUGUUCUGCAAAUACGGCAGCUUAACCGAAGCCACCCGUGUUUUCGAACCAAUCGAAAAUAAAAACGAUGCUCUUUAUCACACAAUGCUUAAAGGAUAUGCUCAGAAUUCUUCCAUUUUUGACGGGCUUUCGUUCUAUUGUCGUAUGAUAGAAGACGGCGUGCAGCCGGUGGUGUACAAUUUUACGUAUUUAUUAAAGGGUUGUGGCGAAAACUGUCUCGUUAAGAACGGGAAACAGGUUCAUGCGCAAUUGAUUUUGAACGGACACGAAGGCGAUGUUUAUGCCAUGACCUGUGUCGUUAACAUGUAUGCAAAGUGUAGGUUGAUUGAUGAUGCCCACAAGGUGUUUGUUAGAUUGCCUGAGAGAGACUUGGUGUCUUGGAACACCAUUAUUGCUGGAUACGCUCAAAACGGUUUUGCAGGGAGAGCAAUUGAAUUGGUCUCACAGAUGCAAGAUGAACAACUGAAGCCAGACCCCAUCACCAUAAUCUCAGUACUCCCAGCUGUUGGUAAUCUUGGCUAUUCAACAAUCGGAAAAUCAAUCCAUGGCUACAUUUUUAGGUCAGGAUACGAAUGCCUUUCAAAUGUUUCAACAGCAUUACUCGAUAUGUAUCUAAAAUGCGGAUCUUUAAGUACUGCACGCGUUAUAUUCGACAAGAUGAGUGUUAGAAACGUGGUCUCAUGGAAUAUAAUGAUCGAUGGCUAUGCAGAAAGUGGUGAUUCCAUGGAAUCACUGAUUCUUUUCCAGAAGAUGUUGGACGACGGAAUCAAACCAACCGGCGUCACCAUCAUGGCAGCUCUCCAUGCCUGUGCUGAUUCCGGUGAUCUUUCCCGUGGCCAAUUCCUUCAUCGGUUAGCCAAUGAACUCGGUUUACAAAACAACAUUCCCCUCACAAACUCAUUAAUCUCCAUGUAUUCCAAGUGUAAACAAAUCGAAAUUGCAGGUAAACUAUUCAAAAACAUGAAAGAAAAAACCAGAGUUUCAUGGAACACAAUGAUACUCGGGUACGCCCAAAAUGGUCACGUAAUCGAAGCUUUAAAUCAUUUUCGUGAAAUGAAACUUGAAAACAUAGAGCCUGAUUCUUUCACCAUGGUGAGCAUCAUUUCAGCCAUUUCAGAAUCAUCAAUCUUACUACAAGCAAAGUGGAUCCAUGGAGUUGUGACAAGAUCUUUUCUUGACAGAAAUGUUUUUGUCAAGACUGCUCUUGUUGACAUGUAUGCUAAAUGUGGAGCCAUUAGUAUUGCUAGAAAGCUAUUUGAUUUGAUGGAUGAAAAGCAUAUAACUACAUGGAAUGCUAUGAUCGAUGGGUAUGGGACACAUGGAUGUGGAAAAGAAGCUAUAGAAUUGUUCAACAAAAUGGAAAAUGAAAACAUAAAGCCAAAUAAUAUAACAUUUUUGUGUAUAAUUUCAGCUUGUAGCCAUUCGGGGUUUAUCAAAGAAGGGGUUCGAUAUUUUUCCAUUAUGAAAGAAAAAUACGCGAUUGACCCUACAAUGGAUCACUAUGGAGCCAUGGUGGAUUUGUUGGGCAGAUCGGGCAGGCUUCAGGAAGCAUGGGAUUUCAUUCUAAAGAUGCCCGUUGAGCCCGGGGUUAAUGUUUUUGGUGCAAUGUUGGGUGCUUGCAGGAUUCAUAAAAAUGUAAAAUUUGGGGAAAUGGCAGCAGAGAGAUUGUUUAAAUUAAACCCAAAUGAUGGUGGGUAUUACGUGCUUCUAGCAAAUUUAUACGCAUCUGUUUCAAUGUGGGACAAAGUGAAUGAAAUCAGGACAAAAAUGGAAAGAAAAGGGAUUGUUAAAACGCCUGGAUUUAGCUCUGUUGAUUUGGGGAAUGAGGUUCAUAGUUUCUAUUCUGGGAGUUCGUGGCAUUCGGAUAGUAAAAAGAUAUAUGAUUUUCUUGAAACAUUGAUGGAGAAGAUUAAGGAUGCUGGAUAUGUGGCUGAUGUGGAUUUGAUGCGUGAUGUAGAAGAUGAUGUUGAAGAACAUAUGGUGAGUGUUCAUAGUGAGAAGCUUGCUAUAGCUUAUGGGCUUUUGAAUACACGCCCAGGUAACACUAUUCAUAUAAGAAAAAACCUCCGUGUUUGUGGUGAUUGUCAUAAUGCCACCAAAUUUAUAUCACUUGUGGAGAAAAGAGAGAUUAUAGUUCGGGAUUUGCAUCGGUUUCAUCAUUUCAAGGAUGGGAUUUGUUCUUGUGGGGAUUAUUGGUAG
Lactuca saligna is the source of this 2445-nucleotide messenger RNA. The record is from the annotation of a GenBank genome assembly. Lineage: Eukaryota; Viridiplantae; Streptophyta; Magnoliopsida; Asterales; Asteraceae.